AUGGAUCAAGGAUCAGUUUUCACUGGUCGAAAAGUCCACGAGUUUGCUAAGGAAAUGGAUUUCAAAUUAUUGACGUCUACACCCUAUUACACUCAGGCUAAUGGUCAGGUCGAAGCAGCGAAUAAGGUAGUAAUUGGGUUAAUUAAAAAACAUGUGGGCAAAAAGCCAAGAAAUUGGCAUAAGACAUUAUACCAGAUUUUAUGGGCAUAUCAAACCUCCCUUAAAGAGGCUACAAAUUCUACGCCUUUUCGGUUAACAUAUGGUCAUGAUGCCACUUUGCAAGUCGAAAUCUACUUACAGUCAACAAGAAUUCAGAGACACCAUGAGAUUCUAUCUGAGUCUUAUUGGAACAUGAUGUUGGAUGAAUUAGUUAAUUUAGACAAAGAAAGAUUAAAUGCCUUAGAAUUAUUAAAAAGGCAGAAAAAGAGAGUAGAAAAGUCGUAUAACAAAAGGGUCAAAGUUAAAUUAUUUUCAACUGGAGAUUUAGUGUGGAAAGUGAUUUUACCCAUGGAUCGAAAAGAUAGAACAUUUGGAAAAUGGACCCUCAAGUGGGAAGGCCCUUUUCAAAUUACUCAAGUUUUAUCAAACGGCGCAUACGAAAUCGAAGAAUUGGUUAAAGAUCGAAGACUCUUGAGAGUAAAUGGGAAGUACUUGAAGAAAUAUAAACCUGCACUUCAUGAGGUAAAAAUAGAGAAAGAGUAA
Lathyrus oleraceus (garden pea) is the source of this 702-nucleotide messenger RNA. RefSeq lists its product as uncharacterized. The record is from RefSeq and is a predicted model, not a curated record. Gene Ontology annotation, biological process: DNA integration. The coding region runs from base 1 to 702 and encodes 233 amino acids. Gene Ontology annotation, molecular function: nucleic acid binding. The transcript has a single exon. NCBI's taxonomy places the organism in Eukaryota, Viridiplantae, Streptophyta, Magnoliopsida, Fabales, Fabaceae.